Messenger RNA from Lottia gigantea (owl limpet), 657 nucleotides. RefSeq lists its product as hypothetical. The coding region runs from base 1 to 657 and encodes 218 amino acids. Gene Ontology annotation, cellular component: mitochondrion. NCBI's taxonomy places the organism in Eukaryota, Metazoa, Mollusca, Gastropoda, Lottiidae. The record is from RefSeq and is a predicted model, not a curated record. The transcript has a single exon.
AUGGAAAGUCACCGAGACAACAAAAGAUACGCUCAUUGGAAUCUCGAAGACACGGCUCAAUUAAUUCAUUCCAAAUUUCCUGGCUCUACGGUCUUGGUGAUCAAACCAUCAAAAAUGCACCUGAAAACUUUUAGUGUUUAUAAUAAUUUUGUGGAAUCAAAUGACUUUGGAUGUCCGAGCCAUUCCACAGAAUAUGGUGCCAUUUCCAAUUUGAGUAAACUAUACCAAAAUAUUUUAUCCUUAUCCGAUGCAGGUCCGCAUCCAUUAUCUCUAAUUGGUUUCAGUAAAGGUUGUGUCGUACUUAAUCAAAUAGUUCACGAACUUGUAGGACUGGAUACUCUGGACAAAGAGUCUAACGAAUUCGUUAAAAGAAUCCAGCAAUUCUAUUGGUUGGAUGGUGGUCAUAGUGGCGGGAAAAAUACAUGGGUAACAGACGGCUCAUCGUUAACGGCUCUGGCUCAAUUGAACUGUGAUAUCCACGUGCACGUGACACCUUACCAGGUCAAGGACGCGAUGAGAUCUUGGAUUGGUCGUGAGGAAAAGAAGUUUGUGAACACGCUAAAGAGACUUGGUGCGAAUUUGUCCCAUGUCUUACAUUUCGAGUCUGAAGAAAGGUGUAUCGAGAACCAUUUUAAAGUCUUACAAGAGUUCCGGUGA